Messenger RNA from Myxocyprinus asiaticus (Chinese sucker), 1280 nucleotides. It is a transcript of the gene cmc1, whose product is annotated as C-x(9)-C motif containing 1. The coding region runs from base 149 to 472 and encodes 107 amino acids. Lineage: Eukaryota; Metazoa; Chordata; Actinopteri; Cypriniformes; Catostomidae. Gene Ontology annotation, cellular component: mitochondrion. The transcript is spliced from 4 exons. The record is from RefSeq and is a predicted model, not a curated record.
CGGUCGUUGAUGACGUCAGCGGAAGUGAAACUGUCUUCUGUAAAGCACGCAGCGCAGAGGGUCACAUUGGACAUCUUUAAAUGUUUUGUAAUAUUAUAUCGACUCAUGUUUGAUAAUUAAUACAUUUCAGACAGUAUCAGAAGUUUAAAUGGAUUCGGCUAAAGAAGAAGAGCCUCAUUUGAGACAUGUGGAGACAGACGUGCUGAUCCCGAAGAUGAUGCGUGAGAAAGCCAGAGAGAGAUGCAUCCAGCACGUUGAUGCAUUCAACCACUGCUGCAAAGACGCUGGAUUCUUCAUGGUGUUCAAAUGUCGUGAAGAAAACGCCGUGCUAAAAGACUGCCUGACGCGACACUACAAGGAUCCUGCAUUCUUUGAGGAGUGUAAACAGGAGUAUAUUAAAGAGAAACUGGAAUAUGAGCGGACUGGGAUUCCAGCAAAGAACAGGAAACAGAAGCUGCCCACCAGCAUGUAGAUGGACGUGGUGUUCAGGACAGAUGUACAACAGGAAGUUGUGCUGCUCUCGACUGAUGAAAGUCAUUCUGGCCGAUUGACAGACAGUCUGUGUCUUUGACAGCCGUUCUCUGUAUCUGUUUAUAUUCAUGAUUAGCUCAUAUAAAUCAUCACUGGCACAUAAACCUAAUCAAAAUUCAUAGAGAAUGUUUUGAAUCACAGAUAGAUGUGCGUUUCGUUCCACCCGACCCGACUCCGGGGAAUUACUGCCACAUAAUGUAAAAACAAAUGAUGUUUGGUUUUUGUUUUAAAAUACAACUUCAAAGUUACUUGGCAUGUUGGUUGUUUGGAUUUUUAAUGAUUUCGUGUGUCAAAAAUAAAUAAAUAAAUUCAACAAAACGUGUAUUAUUAGUUAGUGUAUAAGUAAUACUACUAUAUAUAUGAUGGACCCAUAUAUGUGUACAUAAUUGCAGUGUAUAAAAAACUCAAACAGUGACGUUCAAAAGUGGUUUUAAAAACAUCUUUGUCUUUAUGGGAUUUGUGGAUUAUACUGAUGCUGCUGAUGUUGCUACCUGCAUACAUAUAUUAUGUUUAUGUGAUAGCGGGGGAUUUUAAGAGGAACACUGGGCCAGUCUGAAUUUAUAUUAAUUGUUAAAGGUGUUACAUUGUGUAUACAAGUAGCGAAAGAGCAUGAAAACCCAUAUUCAACCUUUACGGGUUCAUUAACAUUAUAGCAGACUACUAGAGUGAUUUUGUGCUGUAAUGCCAUAAUUUCUACUUGUUUGAAUCUUUAAUUAGGUAAUAAAAAUGUUUACAUUAUCAAAUAUUUA